Molecule: messenger RNA, 444 nt
Organism: Cyclocybe aegerita
Lineage: Eukaryota; Fungi; Basidiomycota; Agaricomycetes; Agaricales; Hemipholiotaceae
Source: the annotation of a GenBank genome assembly
UGUCUACCGAACACCUCGAAGACAUGUGCAUCUUCUGCAUGAUCAUUAAAGGAACCAUCCCGAGUUUCAAGAUUCUCGAGACAGAGCACAGGUUCUCUUUUCUUGACAUUAACCCGAUAUCUGAAGGACAUUCAUUGGUUAUCCCGAAGUGUCAUGCGAAGACACUCCUCGACCUCCCAGAUGAAUAUCUACACGACAUCGCUCCAUUGCUGAAGAAGGUGGCGAAGGCAACUGGGGCGGAGGAGUUUAACGUCAUUCAGGACAACGGAGAAGGGGCCUUCCAGACCGUCCCGCACGUCCACUUCCACAUUAUUCCGAAGCCGGGACCGAAAGAAGGACUGAUCAUGGAUCUGGAGAUUAACUGGCCUGCGAAGCUGACGGAGAAAGAAGUACUCGCGAAAACGUUGGAAAAGAUGAAGGCUAGGAUCGACGCCGAAGUUUAAA